Molecule: messenger RNA, 869 nt
Organism: Xiphophorus maculatus (southern platyfish)
Lineage: Eukaryota; Metazoa; Chordata; Actinopteri; Cyprinodontiformes; Poeciliidae
Gene: spef1
Product: sperm flagellar protein 1-like
Exons: 7
Coding region: 27-740 (237 amino acids)
Biological process (GO): regulation of cytoskeleton organization
Cellular component (GO): axoneme
Molecular function (GO): microtubule binding
Source: RefSeq, a predicted model, not a curated record
ACGAGCUAAUUGUUUUACGCUCAGAGAUGUGUAUUGUUCUGGGAAUGGAUCGUUUACUUAGCGAUAUGGAAGAGCGGGAUACGCUUACCUGGAUAGAUAAAAUACCUUUCUCCAGGCCAAAAAAAAACAUCAGCAGGGACUUCAGUGAUGGAGUGAUGGUUGCGGAGAUUGUUAAGCAUUAUUUCCCAAGAAUUGUUGACGUUCACAACUAUAUUACUUCCUGCAAUACGCAGCAGAAACGCAGCAACUGGAAACUUAUCAACAAGAAGGUGUUUUCCAAGCUGGACUUUUAUGUCUCAGAGGACAUGGUGGAGAAGAUUGUUUCAAGCACUCCUUGUGUGAUACUGCCAGUGCUGUUUUUCCUCAAGGAGAAGAUAGAGAAUAAACUGGCGCAAGCAACAAGGACACAGCAUUACUCUCGGAAUCAGGAGAAUCUGUUUUCAGAUGUAGAAAUUCAACAGGCCGAAGCAGGAAUUGUGGCUCAACUGGCAAAGAUGAAGAUUACAGAGCCAACAGUGAAACCGCAGCAACUGAUGUUUUUCCCAGAGAUGAGCCUUUUAACAUUGCGGCAAGUCAUACUGGAAAAAGAACUUCAGAUCCAGGAACUUCAGGAUAUUCUGAAGAUCCUUCAGGUGAAAGUGAACAAGUUGGAGGAGCUCGUUCAAUUGAAGGACAAGCGCAUUGAACAUCUGACAAGUCUUCCAGAGGUGUACAAAACUAAACUAUUGCUACCUGGUUAAAAAGGAACUCACAGUCACUAAAUUUUAUUUUUUCUGGAAUAUAUACUAAAAAUACUGAAGAUGAGGGAGUAUCAAUACGUUAAUUAAUUUGUUUUAAAAUGUAAUUAAUAAAGAACAACUGCAUGACCA